This is a messenger RNA of Nematostella vectensis (starlet sea anemone), 1150 nucleotides long. RefSeq lists its product as uncharacterized. NCBI's taxonomy places the organism in Eukaryota, Metazoa, Cnidaria, Anthozoa, Actiniaria, Edwardsiidae. The transcript is spliced from 4 exons. The record is from RefSeq and is a predicted model, not a curated record. The coding region runs from base 12 to 1004 and encodes 330 amino acids.
CCUAGGCAACCAUGUAUUUGAAAAGUCGAAGGACUUUUUCACAUCACAAAAUGGCGGCUUAUGUAUCAACACACGACCGCUCUGUUCUUCCGAAAAGCUAUGAAGAAACAAAGAUAUGUACGACUCAGAAGUCAACUCAUGAAGAUAUUCUAGUUCUUGGUAAUGAAAUCUACCAAAAGAUAUGUGACGAGCACGAGAAGACUCGUGUUUUAUGUGUGGACGAACUAGAGAGUCGUCUGAAAUCCGAGGCAGCGAAGGAGAAAGCUUCAGCCUUGAAGGAAGCCAAAGAAGCAUCCGAAUUAGAGCUGGAAAAGGCGAUGGCGACUGCUAAAAAGGCGCAGGUACUACUGAGGCUACGAGCACGUUCUGGUAGGGAUAAAGCAGUUAAAGCAGAGUCCAAGCGAGUCGAAGCUCUAAUGAAAAAGCUUGCAGCACAGCAGGUACAACAGGAAAAAGAGGAAGGAGAGAAACGCCUGGAAGAGGCCCUGAUACAGGCCAGAAAAGAAUUUGAUUUUGAGAGGGCUCAAGCAGUACAAAAGGCCAGGGAAGAAGAGAAAGUAUCAGCCGCAGCCAAGGCUAAGGGAGUCGCAAAUGAAGAAGAGGACAAAAGAAAGAGGAUUAUUCAAGCUGCUGAGACAGACAAGCAGGAAGCGUUAAAAGCAUUAAAAGAAAAGCUAAAGCAAGAAGAACACCUGGCAAUCAAACAACUGGAAGAAAAGUGCACUAAGGAAAAAGAGGCUAAACUGCAAGCCUUACAUAACAAGCAUAGUGACGAAGUAAAGGAACUUGAAGCAAAAAUAGAAGCAGAAAUCCAGGAACAGCAUGUGAUCCAAGACAAACUAGAAGAUAUGAUCAAACAAAAACAUAAUGUGGAAGAAAGGAUCAAGACUUUGGCUCAUUCCUUUCAGGCUUUUAUUGACACUACAAAGGGGUUCAACAAAGGUCAGGCAGAUUUUCUUAUCCCUGGAUUAUUAGGUGAAGUGUUGAGAGAUGAACAGUCUUAGCUUUAGCAUACUUUUAAUAAUACCUGAAAAUGAUAUUAUUUAUUAGAGUAAAGUGUAAAUAGGAUUUUAUAGUAUAAGCGAUCACAUUUUAAAAAUUUUGUAGUUAUUCUUAUUAUAAACAGCACUACUGUAUAUUUCUCACAAAA